ACCGGCCAGUUCUGAGCUCUCCCAGAACUCUCUCUGGCGCCGAGGUAUUUCACGCCGGCCGAGAUACAAGGCAAAAGUUCGAACUCGAAACCUCCCGGAAAGUAGUACACUGUUACUGGAGAUAAGACUUUUUUGAGGUGCAGGGCUUCUCCCGGUUUGCUUUUGCAGUUUUGAGAUGGCGCCAUCCACCUCCCAAUCAAAUGCCAAAGCAUCAUCAGUUGAACUGGACGAAGAAAUUCAAGGAGAUUCAAUCGUCUCCAGCGACUAUCGUUUUUCCAGAAUCGGACUCACAAUUCCUGUCAAAUCCGAUGGCAGUUCGCCAUUUGACACUGAAAACGAAGUUCCUCCGUUACAGCCUCUAGCCGUCUCAGAACGCUUUCGCCUUACCUUUGUAGCCCACUCCGAUGGGUUUUAUGUAGCGAGGACAAGUGAAGUUUUGGCGUCCGCCAAAGAGCUUAAAGAGAAGAAUAGUAGACUCUCUGUCCAGGAAAUUUGUAUUGUGGAUAUUUCUAUUGGAAGAGUUUCCAUUUUGGCCUUGUCUGGGGAUGAGUCCUUGCUUGCUGCUACUGUGGGUAGUAAAAUCUACUUCUUCCCCGUCAGCACCAUACUCCAUAAGGAGCAAGACCCAUCCUUCUCAUUUUCAAUAGAUGGCUCAAGUUUCAUCAAGGACAUGCAAUGGGCUAAACAAGAAGAGAAGAUUUAUCUUGUUCUUUCAAGUGAAGGGAAAUUGUUUUGUGGACGAGGUCAAAAUCAUGCUAAUUGUGUAAUGGACAAUGUUGAUGCUGUUGGAUGGAAUAGAAAUGGUGAUCGUAUUGCUGUUGUGAAGGACAAUACCAUCAGUAUCAUGUCCUCACAGUUUGAGGAAAUGCUAAGCUUGGUGCCAUCAUUCAGCUCAUUUCUUAAUGAUUGUCAUGGUGAAUCUGUAGUUAAAGUGGACACUGUCAGGUGGGUUCGUCCAGAUAGUAUUGUGCUAGGAUGCAUUUGCAUGAAUGAUGAUGAGGAUACAUAUGCUUUGCAAGUCAUCACAAGCAAGAAUGGUAAAAUUGAUGAUGACUCCUCCAAGCCAGUGGUUCAGUCAUUCACUGAUGCCUUUGCAGAUUAUCAUUCUGAUGUCGUUCCUUUGACUAGUGGGCCUCAUCUCUUUUGUAGCUACUUAGACAACCUUGGGCUUGCAUUUGCUGCAAACAGAAGGAAUCUGGAUCAGCAUAUUUUAUUAUUUGGUUGGUCAGUAGGGGAGGGGACAAAUAAAAAUGCAAUGAUUGAAAUUCAGGUUGAUUCUUGGCACCCAAAAAUUUUGUCUCAAGAAGCUGGAGAUGAUAUUUUUGUCUUGGGGCUUGCUAUUGACAAGGUUUCCCAACAGAAAGGACUCAAAUUAUUGCUCGGCAACAAUGAAGAAAAAGAGGUUUCACCCUGCUGUGUUCUUCUAUGCCUUGCUAGUGAUGGGGGGCUUUCAGUUUUUCACUUUGCUAGUGCUAGAAGUGAGUCAGUUACAUCUCCAGUCAUUGCAUGCCCUGAUGAAAAUGAUAAUAUUUCUACAGUUUUGCUAUCAGAAGUUAUGAAAAAAGAUGUAGAAGAUAUAGGGUGGAAACCUAAUGAUCUAGAUGUCAGUGAAUCAGAUAGAAAAGCUGCUGAGACUGUUCAAAAGUGCACUCAGCCAUCCAUGCUUUCCCUGGAGGGCUUUGAGACCAGAAACUUGGGAGCCAAACCACUUCCAAAGUUAGUGAUUGAGGAUAAGAAUAAACUCUUUGGUCAGAUUCCAAGUCAAGUUACAUCGGCAAAUACUUCUGCAGUGGCACUACCAGAAGCUGUACGGUCUCACAUCAUUUCUGAAGUUAAGGAGAAACAUGUAGAAGACAUGUCAUUGAAAUCGAAUGAUCUAAAUGUAAGUGAGUCUGGUUUAAAAGCUGCUGGAGUUGCUCAAAGGAGUACCCAACAACAUGAUAUUAGAAAUAUAAAUCAGGAAGCCAAUCCACUUCUCAACUUAUCGAAUGAGGAACACCUCAAAUCCCCUCCUAGUAAGCUAAGUCAAGAUAGGGAUAAGCCGCAAUCACCUCUGCGUGUAAAACAAGAUAAAGAUCUGGAAGAUCCAUCAUUGGAUGCAUCUCAUGCUGCAAACACAGAAAGUCCAUGUGACAGUUUAAGUGUGAAAUCAAUGCAUACAUCAGCUGAAGCCAAGAAUAGUAUAGGUUCUGCUUCUGUGAAACCCUCAAAUGAUUACAGCCAAUUAAUUGGAAAAAGUACACAACGAGAUUCUCUAGUUGCGGUGCAAGAGAGGACAGUAUCAACUGGUUUUUCUAAUGGUGCAUCUUCUACUGGCAGCUUAAGAAAUGACAAAAGUUCUCCCUUACAAACCUUUGGUAACACUCAACAGAAAGAUGCAUGUAAUUCUGAUAGAACUAUGCUUCCUUUUCCUGGAGGUCAUCUCCAAAGCGCUAUACCAUGGACUCAGACUAACUCAGCUUCAGUUGAUUCCUCUAAGCAAAGAGUCAUGCCUUGGGCUCAGAGCAUUAAGUCAUCAUCUUCAUUGGAGCAAAAUGUAUCAUUGGAGAAGUCUUCAAAGCUUCAACCUGCAAGGGAUUCAUCAGAGAGGAUCCGGUCCAAGCAGUUUCACAAUGUUGAAGACAUGACCAGAAAGUUGGACGGCCUUCUACAAGAUAUAAAAGGUGAAGGGGGUUUUAUGGAUGCAUCCAUUUCCAGUCAGGAGAGUUCAGUUGUAACUUUAGAAGAGGGCAUACAUGCUCUAUCUUCGAAAUGCAGAACAUGGAGGGGAAUAGUUAGUGAGCAAAACGAAGAGAUUCAUCUGCUCUUUGAUAAGACAGUAAAAGUUUUAGCCAAGAAAGUGUACAUGGAGGGCAUUUUCAAGCAGGCCACUGAUAGCAGAUAUUUGGAUAUGUGGAGUCGCCAGAAAUUAUGUCCUGAACUUGACUUAAAGCAAGUACAUAUAAAAGAUAUGCAGAAGGUCCUAACAAAUCAACUCAUUGAAUUGGAAAAACAUUUCAACAUUCUUGAGUUAAAUACUUUUGGUAGACGUGAAGGAAUCUCAAUGAAUCGGAGGUCCUCACAAAGCAAUCAUGAACAAGGAAGGCACACCCACUCCUUGCAUAGCUUACGUGGAACGGUGAAUGCGCAACUAGCAGCAGCAGAACAGCUCUCUGGAAAUCUCUCAAAGCUGAUGACUGAUUUGAACAUAAAGUCUACUGCAUGCAGGCAUAAUGUGAGAAAGGAAAUGUUUGAAACAAUUGGACUGUCCUAUGAAGACAGCACUAAUAGCACCCCUGGUAAGGAAAUGAUUUUGAGUACGCCAUUAAACAGGGAAAGGUCUGUUUCUUUUACUGCCAAUGAGCAGUCCUGGAGAAAGCAAACAAAUGCUACAAAAAGUUCUGAACCAGAAACAGCAAGGAGGCGCCGUGAUUCUUUGGAUCGGAACUGGGCUUGUUUUGAGCCCCCAAAGACGACUGUGAAAAGAAUUCUCCUGCAAGAAGAUUACAAGAAGGCAAGUGCUACGAGAUCAUCUUUGUCUGCUUAUAAACAGCGAUCUGAUUCUAAGUCGCAUGAAAGAUCAACUAUAGCUGCGUCAAACGUCUCUGGAGCCUCAAGCACUUCUCAACAAAAAUUCAAAACCACCGAAAUCUCAGAAGAAAUAUGCAGUAGAAGUUCUGCUCGCUCUCUUUGGUCUGAUGACUCUGGAAAGUCAGCAGAGAAACUUCCAUCAGCAAUAAAUUUCUCAAUGCCGCCUUCGCUGGAUGAAACCAAGUCCACCUUUUCUGGUCAAAAUAUUCGGGAAGGUGUGACAUUAACCAAUGAGAAUGCAACCAGCGCCACUUGCUUUACCGGGAAUUCAACACCAGGUCAAUCAAAACUCAUUCAGCAGCCUGAAACCAAACUGCAAAAGGCUUCCAUAGACAGUCAGAAUUCCAAUCUAACAAUCAGAGGUGAGAAGGAUGCACCGAUAUCAAGGGGAGGCUUGCAAACUGAAUCAAAGACUAGUUCUGAAUUUUCUUUUUCUGCUGCAACUAGUGCUGAUUCUGCCUCUAGCUUCUCUGGGAAGUUGACGAACAGAGAAAUUGUGGAAAACAAAAGGCAAACUACUGAAAUUGUGGUGGCUACUUCAGGCAAAUCUUUGAGUUUUCCUACUAACCCCAUUUUUCCAUUAACACCCAAUUUGCCACCAUCAGCAUCUCCUUCAUUGCAAGAUUUGCUUCAUUCCCCUUCACCUUCUAAAACCAGUUUACCGUCAAUAUCAGAUAAAUUUCCAUCAGGUGAACUAGCAUCAGAUAAUUUAUUAUCUAUUCCUAAAGCCAUUUCCUAUACGACCCAAUCGUCCUCAGUGUCUCAGUCACCAUCCGUUGCUUCCCAAAAAAGUUCUUUUAAUUUUCCAAUUACUCAGGAAGUGGGGCCAUCACUCGUUACUCCUGACAGUAAAAGACAUGAUCCAAAAUCAUUAUCUCAACUCCCUACCACCGAUGCCGCUUCAAGAGAUACAAUUUCUCGACCUCAACAGUCUCUUCCAAAUGUUGCAUCCAACUCACAAGCUGGAUUAUUGGCCCAAUCAAAAUCAACAAAUGAACAUCCAUCAAAAACACAAUCUGAAAGUCCGCCGAUCACAUCUAGCUUCUCUAGUCUUGCCUUUGGUGUGGGAUUAAAUGAGAAAGAAAAAGAGUCAACUUCUCAGAGUGUCAGUGGGGGAAAAACUGAAAAUACUGCUGGUGCAGUUUUUGAGGAGGAUGAGAUGGAAGAGGAAGCUCCGGAGAUGAAUCAAGUAACUGAGCAGACAUUAGGCAACUUGGCCGGGUUUGGAUUUGGAGUUCCCACUAAUGUGUCUAAUGCAAAACCAAAUCCAUUCGGCACUCCAUUGCCCAAUAACACCCCCAGUCAAACAAGCACUACCUUCACCAUGGCUGCCCCCCCUGAUGGUGAGCUAUUUAGACCAGCGUCUUUUAGUUUCCCAUCACUACAGCCAUCACAGCCUCCAACAAGCUUUAAUAGCUUGCCCGGUGGAUUUGCACCAGGUAAUGCAAGUCAAACUCCUGGGAGUGGGUUUGGCAAACCAUCUCAGAUUGGACCUGGAAAUAGUGCUUUAGGAUCUGUUCUGGGUUCUUUUGGACAGUCAAGACAGCUUGGUACUGGACUACCCGGAAGUGCUUCACCACCCGCCGGUGGUUCUGUAGCUGGUUUUCCAACCAAUAAUAAUACUGCUGGCGGUUUUAGUAGUGGGGCCCUUGCCGUGGGUGGUGGAUUUUCUAAACUGGCGUCAGCUGGUGGUGGUUUUGCUGCAGCCGCCACCGGAGGUGGUGGAUUUGCAGCAGCUGCAACUGCAAGUGGGUUUGGUGCUCCUGCAGCUGGCACAGGUGUUGCUGGGUUUGGUGGUUUUAGCAACCAACAACAACAACCAGGCGGUGGCGGCUUUUCGGCGUUUGGCAAUCCAGCUGCCGCCAGACCAUCGUCUCAACUCUUCACCCAGAUGAGAAAAUAAUACACAAAGCGCGGAGGAGCAACGGAGGCCCUCCUAAAUUUAGGAUGCAGGUUUGGCUUAUCGAAUGAAUGUUUUGUCGUCGUCUCUGUUAUGUUCGUUUUGAAUCGGGGCUUCAUAUUUCCUAUAUAUGUUCGUCCCAAAAUUAACUUCUUUUGCUCGGUGUUUGUAAACUUUGACUUUAAUUAGCAUAUAGUCCUAAUGUUUUAAUUAUUUGUGUAUUAAGGACAAAUUACUUUUACUAAGGUAGUGUUUGAUCCGGG
Messenger RNA from Cuscuta campestris, 5733 nucleotides. NCBI's taxonomy places the organism in Eukaryota, Viridiplantae, Streptophyta, Magnoliopsida, Solanales, Convolvulaceae. The record is from the annotation of a GenBank genome assembly.